Molecule: messenger RNA, 2167 nt
Organism: Hevea brasiliensis (rubber tree)
Lineage: Eukaryota; Viridiplantae; Streptophyta; Magnoliopsida; Malpighiales; Euphorbiaceae
Product: ABC transporter G family member 10-like
Exons: 1
Coding region: 197-2020 (607 amino acids)
Cellular component (GO): membrane
Molecular function (GO): ATP hydrolysis activity; ABC-type transporter activity; ATP binding
Source: RefSeq, a predicted model, not a curated record
AAGCAUAACCAAGUCAAGCUGCUAGCCCACGUUGAAUUCAUGCCUUUGAACUAUUGGUUCUUUUAGAUUAACUUGCUUUGUAUGGUAACAUUUAGAUUGGUGAAUUAGCUCAUCUCUUCCUCUUCUUCACGUAUCUCAUACGGCAUAUUAAUCUUCAUCCACUUUCUCUACCAUUCUCUAGACUUCCAUUCUCUCAAUGAAAAUGCCGGUGAAGGCAUCGGUUUCCGGAGGCUGGAAAAGCUCAUAUAGACUAGAAACCAGAAAUUUAUCCUAUAAGUUAAGCAGCAAAUUUGAUGAGCUCAACUGGGUUUGUUUUGGUAGGACUCAACACAGGGUUCCUAAUAAGUUCAUUCUGAAGGAUGUAAACUGUGAAGCUAGGCCUGGAGAGAUUACUGCAAUUGCUGGUCCUAGUGGAGCAGGGAAAACCACAUUGCUAGAGAUUCUAGCAGGAAAGGUUUGUCCUCGUGAAGGGUCUCAUCAAGUUCUGGUAAAUAACUGGCCUAUGGAUGGCAAGCAUUUUAGAAGACUAUCCGGGUAUGUCAGUCAAGAUGAUGCUCUAUUUCCACUACUGACAGUCCAAGAAACACUCAUGUAUAGUGCACUUCUAAGACUACCAGGAGGACAAAAAGAGGCUGCUAAUAGAGUGAAAAAGCUGAUGAAGGAGCUUGGACUGGAACAUGUUGCUGCUUCAAGGAUUGGCGAGGGAUCAAACUGGGGCAUUUCAGGUGGUGAAAGACGCAGAGUUUCCAUUGGAGUUGAUUUAGUUCAUGACCCAGCUGUUGUUUUAAUCGAUGAACCAACUUCAGGUUUGGAUUCAGCAUCAGCUCUUCAUGUAGUGAUUCUGCUCAAGUCAAUGGCUGUUAAUCAAGGUAAGACCAUCAUUUUAACCAUUCACCAACCUGGAUUUCGAAUCCUCGAGCUGUUUGAUCGGAUUAUUUUGCUUUCAAAUGGAUUCAUCAUGCAUAAUGGUUCAUUGCAUUUCCUCGAAGAGAGGCUUAAAUUUGCUGGUCAUCACAUUCCUCGCCAUGUCAAUGUGCUAGAAUUUGCCAUUGAUGUUAUAGAAAGCUUGGAAGACCAAAAUUCGGUCCCCAUCUCUCUCCAGAGCAAUCAUGAGGAAACCUGUAUAAUGGGAAUUCCGCAAGAAAAGCUUCCCAGCUGCCGCUAUCCCAAUUCAGUACUUGAGGAGGUUCUGAUACUAGGACAAAGAUUCUGCAGCAACAUUUUCAGAACCAAGCAACUAUUUGUUACAAGAACAAUACAAGCAUUAGUGGCUGGAUUAAUACUUGGAACCAUAUUUUUGAAUGCUGGCAAUGAAACCGGACAGGUAGCUUUGCAAACUCGAACUGGGUUUUUCGCCUUCAGUCUCACCUUCUUGCUGUCUUCCACAACAGAAGGAUUACCAAUUUUCCUGCAGGAGAGAAGAAUACUAAUGAGAGAGACUUCAAGAGGAGCUUAUAGGAUUUCUUCUUAUGUUCUAUCAAACACUCUUAUCUUUAUUCCUUUUCUUCUAUUGGUUGUGCUUCUUUACUCUACACCAGUGUAUUGGCUAGUUGGUUUGAGUAGGGAUGUUGAGGGGUUUCUUUACUUCUGUCUAGUGGCAUGGAUGGUGCUUUUGAUGUCAAAUUCUUUUGUAGCAUGUUUCAGUGCACUAGUACCAAACUUCAUCAUGGGAACAUCAGUGAUUGCAGGGCUAAUGGGAUCUUUCUUUCUCUUCUCUGGGUACUUCAUAUCAAAGAAUAACAUUCCCAGUUACUGGAUUUUCAUGCACUAUUUGAGUUUGUUCAAGUACCCAUUUGAAUGUUUCUUGAUAAAUGAGUAUGGAGGAGAGAAAGGUAGCAGAAGGUGCAUAGAAAUUGAUAAAGGAAGCUGCAAUUUGGAUGGAAGUGGGUUCUUAAGGCAGCAAGGUCUGAGAGAGUCUCAAAAAUGGAGCAAUAUAGGUGUCAUGUUGAGUUUUAUCAUUGGGUAUAGGGUGAUAUGUUAUUUAAUUUUAUGGUAUAGAUAUUAUAGAUUAAGCAGAUAAAAUUCUUGAUAUAGGCAUUUGUUGAUGUUCUUUUUAAUUAUUUUUAUUUUACUCACUUAGAAAUAGGAAACAUCAAGGCAAUGUAUGAUCUUCAUACACAAUUUGUCUAUUUGUUUAUGAUAAUAAAUAAAAUCUUGCCAUGUUUUU